This is a messenger RNA of Phragmites australis (common reed), 2205 nucleotides long. RefSeq lists its product as uncharacterized. NCBI's taxonomy places the organism in Eukaryota, Viridiplantae, Streptophyta, Magnoliopsida, Poales, Poaceae. Gene Ontology annotation, molecular function: protein binding. The record is from RefSeq and is a predicted model, not a curated record. The coding region runs from base 930 to 1865 and encodes 311 amino acids. The transcript has 6 exons.
AUUGAAGUCUGCACUAACAAUUGUAGUUCAGCUGUCAGUGUUGAUAGUUAUCCCAAAAUGGGCAUCUGCAUUCAUAAAGUGUCAGGACCACAGUAGUGACUUAUUUCCUUUCGUUGGUUGUGAGUCGCUACACAAAUCAUUACCUUAAGAGUUGUCAUAUCAAGAUGCCAUAGUGCUCCUUGUGGGUUACUGCACAGUUCAUUACUUCAGCUUUCAUCACGAUGCACUUUGCUUUCAUGUCUGGAGUUGCUGUUUCUUUCUUGGGGACUUGUUGUAAGAUGACUCCUAAAGUCCUAAGGGUUGAUAGCAAGGAUGGAUUCCUUAUACCCAUGACCCUCUAUCCCAAUUUCGGAUGGUACAAUCCAAUCGUCCUUAGCACAGCUAGGGCAUGUUUCUUCAUUGGGGAUUAAAAGUAGAAAUAUCUAACUGAGAUACUCUUCAGGUUCCACAGAGUCUACUGUGUUCCCUUCUUAUACUUUCUUAUUGUCAAGUUUAACAAUUUAACAGUAGCAGCUCUAAUUUUGAAGUCACCACUCUUAAACUUCCUUGUUUGGCAGUUUGACUACCCUGCAACAAACAAAUGCUCUUUUCCCUGAAAUAUUCAUCUAGCUUGUUUAUGAUGAUAUGAUGCUGAAAUAGCUUUGAAAAUAUUUUGUACUGCUGUGCAUAUCAUCUUAUAUGAGUUAUUAACUUGCAUCAUUCUGUGUUAAAUGAUGUUGCUAUUCUUGUGGCUUCUUUCUGUAUAUAGAUAUAACACUCAGUGAAGGUCAUAUGACGGGUUGGGUCCAAAUAUUCUAAGCUGAAGCUAUAAUUUUGAUGUCAGCAAUUAAUCUUGUGAUAUUAGGACAUCUGCAGUAUCUUGUUCCAUCAGGUCCAUAAGCAGGUGGAUGAGCAUCCAGCAGCCGGAGCAGUAACUACAGGGUUGGAUUAUGCUGAGGAAUCUCCUGUGGGCUGCAUCGAAGCAUGACGUGUACUUGGUGCAGAACUACUCUGUAAUGCAUUGGUCUCCGCUGCUUCAGAGAGGAAAAGAAGUGCUCAAUGUGGCCGGCCAAUUGGUCCCAACGGAGAAUGUCAAUGGGGCUCGGCCGUUGUCGAGGGUGCAGAUCAGCACCAUGGCGCUGAAGGACAACCUAAUGGUGGCCGGUGGCUUCCAGGGAGAACUCAUCUGCAAGUAUGUUGAUCGACCCAGCGUGGCGUUCUGCACGAAUCAGACCGGCAACAACAAUUCCAUCACGAAUGCCGUGGAUAUCUACGAGUCGCCCGACGGAGCCACUCGGGUGAUGACCGCGAACAACGACUGCGUCGUCAGAACGUUCGACACCGAGAGAUACAGCCUGCUUGCCCAGUUCACCUUCCCAUGGUCUGUCAAUAGCACGUCGGUGAGCCCUGACGGCAAGCUGGUCGCGGUUCUUGGCGACAGCACCGACUGCCUGAUCGCCGAUCCCCAGUCAGGCAAGGAAAUCACGGCCCUGCGAGGCCACCUGGACUACUCGUUCUCGUCGGCGUGGCACCCGGGCGGCCACGUCCUGGCGACGGGCAACCAGGACGCGACGUGCCGGCUGUGGGACGUGCGCAACCCGUCGCGGUCGUUCGCCGUGCUCAGGGGCAGGAUCGGCGCCGUCCGGGGGCUCCGGUUCUCCCCCGACGGCCGGUUCCUUGCCGCGGCGGAGGCGGCGGACUUCGUGCACGUGUACGACGCCGCGGCCGGGUACUGUGUAGAGCAGGAGGUGGACCUCUUCGGGGAGAUCGCCGGCGCGGCAUUCAGCCCGGACGGCGAGGCACUGUUCGUGAGCCUCGCCGACCGCACCUACGGCGGCCUGCUCGAGCUCCGCAGGCGGCGGUCGUACGGCUACCUCGACUCCUAAGUCCUAUCUCUCAAGUGUGAAGUAGAAUGAAUAUUGGUUUUUGUCGUUCCUAGCCUUCGAAAUGGCAGGUGAUGGAGCACCAUCUUUUUUAUUGUUUUGGUGAACACUUGCAAUUGCAUGUUGUAGGUAUCGUGGUUUGCCUGCUGUUUGCUAUAGAUCUAUAGAUUGUAAAUCGGGUUGUUGAUGAGCGAACUGUAACUCAGGUUUUGGUUAUGUAAUAACACCCUUGAUCAUGUACUGUAAAAUGCUCCCCAAAAAAGAACAAAAAAAGUUAGUGUAAAAAUGGCAACAUGAGCUCAUCGGAGAACGAAGGAUUUUUUGUUCCACGAUCUCAGCUUCA